Molecule: messenger RNA, 1640 nt
Organism: Puntigrus tetrazona (Sumatra barb)
Lineage: Eukaryota; Metazoa; Chordata; Actinopteri; Cypriniformes; Cyprinidae
Product: GTPase IMAP family member 8
Exons: 4
Coding region: 241-1464 (407 amino acids)
Molecular function (GO): GTP binding
Source: RefSeq, a predicted model, not a curated record
UGGAAUAUAAGAGCGAAAACAACAUAGGCAACAGUCCAUUUUCUUCAGCAACAGUGUCUCCCGACAGUGAAUAAAACUGUGUUUUCGCGACACUAUUAGUAGAUUUUCCAGUGAGACCGCCUGUCUAUUUUUGUGGGUUUGUAAAAAGCUGGCUUUUACUUUCAUUUGCUCACUCUUUUCCUGCUUCUCCUCAUGACAGAGGUGUUUCUCGCAACCUGGUGAACAGACUGGAAAUUCAACAUGCCAAAAGGAGAAAAUAAAACAGCUUCAGGCAAAGUUUUUGACAACGACAGCGUUGUCACCGUGGUGCUGCUGGGACAAAACAGCACUGAUAAAUGCCUGAUAGGGAACACCAUGCUCGGAUAUAACUGCUUCCAGCCAGGAAAGUCCAUGUAUCAAAAGGCUCUGGGAAGAAUGAGGGACGAGCUGCUCUACAUUAUAAACACCCCAGAUCUUUUCUGGAGACUAUGCCAAGAACCAGAAGCUAACACUAUAGAAGAGAUGAAGCCAUCGUACACAGGUCCACGCAUGUUCCUCCUGGUACUCCACGAUAAACAGCUCUCCCAAGAAGAGGUGGAGAUGUUCACCCAACUGAAGGAGAGAUUCGGAGAGAGAAUGACGAAAAACAUUACCGUAGUUUUGAUCGACAGCAGAGAGACAUCAAGACAGUCCUGCAACAUAGAGGAUAUUUACCUCAAACAGAUUUUACGUGAAUGUGAUGAGAGAAUUUGCGUCUUCAGCAAAGAUGCGGCAGAAUCAGAUCUGGUCAGAGAGCUUUUGAUACAUAUUACAAAAACGUCAGAGAAGCUAGAAGUUGACAGUGGCAGAUUAUAUGAAGACAUGAGCAAGCAUGUUCAUCAGAAGGAAAAAGAUGAGACAGAACAUCAGACAAUUCCAGGGGAGAGUGUGAAUGUUAAGCCAUUUGAAGGUGACUACAAGAUCAUCACCAUGGUGCUUCUGGGAGUGAACAGCAGUGACAAGUGCCUGAUAGGGAACAGUAUUCUCCAGCAUGACUGCUUCAUCGCUGGAAAAGCCAUUUGUGAGAGGGUUGUGGCUAGAGUAGCCGAUCAGAUGGUCUGUAUUGUCAAUACCCCUGACCUUUUCCAUAAACCGGGCCCAGAUCCAAUAGCUGACAGUAUGGAGGAGAUGAAGCCAUCAUACGCAGGCCCACGUGUCUUCAUCAUGGUACUGCAGGAGAAAACUCUUUCACAGGCAGAGAUGGAGAUGUUCGCCCAACUGAAGGAGAGAUUUGGAAAGAAACUGAUCGAAAACAUGUUUGUUGUGACAAUAGGUAGCAAUGAAAGUAACUUAAGAGAGACCUUUGAAGCUGAUAAGACCCUCAAAAAGAUUCUACAUGAGUGCAAGGGGACAAUUUAUGUUUACAGGAGUAAUGUGAAAAGCACUGAGCUGGUCGAACUGCUUAUAGGACAAAACAGCAACACACAGGAAUCUGAGAAAAACUGAAUAUUAUGGAUCAGCUCAGCGUGUUACUGAAGUCGUGCCAUAAAACUGAUUUUGUCGAGAUAUGAUCGGUGUAAUGUCUAAGUGUAACCAAAAGAUGGUGCAAUAAACAUAUGUAACAAUUCCUUCAUGCAAUCUUAAUAUAUCACGCAUCUGAAAUAAAUCACUGUUCAAACAUA